Lagopus muta (rock ptarmigan) is the source of this 1715-nucleotide messenger RNA. RefSeq names its product protein phosphatase 2 catalytic subunit alpha (gene PPP2CA). The transcript is spliced from 7 exons. Gene Ontology annotation, cellular component: cytosol. The record is from RefSeq and is a predicted model, not a curated record. Lineage: Eukaryota; Metazoa; Chordata; Aves; Galliformes; Phasianidae. Gene Ontology annotation, molecular function: protein serine/threonine phosphatase activity. Gene Ontology annotation, biological process: peptidyl-serine dephosphorylation; mitotic cell cycle. The coding region runs from base 119 to 1048 and encodes 309 amino acids.
CUGCGUCUGCCGGCAGCGCGUUGUUGGGGCCUCCGGGAGGAGCAGCGGCAGCUGGUGAGGAGGAGGAGGAGGCGGCGGAGGAGGAGGGGGCGGCGGCGAGAGAGCGGGUGCGUGCGGGAUGGAGGAGAAGGUGUUCACCAAGGAGCUCGACCAGUGGGUGGAGCAGCUCAACGAGUGCAAGCAGCUGUCCGAGGGGCAGGUGAAGAGCCUCUGCGAGAAGGCUAAAGAAAUUCUGACAAAAGAAUCCAACGUACAAGAAGUGCGAUGUCCUGUCACAGUGUGUGGAGAUGUGCACGGGCAGUUUCACGACCUCAUGGAACUCUUCAGAAUUGGAGGCAAAUCACCAGACACAAAUUAUUUGUUUAUGGGGGACUAUGUUGACAGAGGCUAUUACUCAGUUGAAACAGUCACGUUGCUUGUAGCUCUUAAGGUCCGUUACCGUGAACGUAUCACAAUUCUUCGAGGGAACCAUGAAAGCAGGCAGAUCACACAAGUAUAUGGUUUCUAUGACGAAUGUUUAAGAAAAUAUGGGAAUGCAAAUGUUUGGAAGUACUUUACAGACCUUUUUGAUUACCUUCCUCUAACUGCCUUGGUGGAUGGCCAGAUUUUCUGUCUACAUGGUGGCCUCUCUCCAUCAAUAGAUACGCUGGAUCACAUCAGAGCACUGGAUCGCUUGCAGGAAGUUCCCCAUGAGGGUCCAAUGUGUGACUUGCUAUGGUCAGAUCCAGAUGAUCGUGGUGGCUGGGGAAUUUCUCCUCGAGGUGCAGGUUAUACAUUUGGACAGGAUAUUUCAGAAACCUUUAACCAUGCUAAUGGCCUUACAUUGGUUUCAAGAGCUCAUCAGUUGGUAAUGGAGGGGUACAACUGGUGCCAUGAUCGGAAUGUAGUAACAAUUUUCAGUGCUCCAAACUAUUGCUACCGUUGUGGCAACCAGGCUGCAAUUAUGGAACUUGAUGAUACUUUAAAAUACUCCUUUUUGCAGUUCGACCCAGCGCCGCGCAGAGGUGAGCCGCACGUUACUCGUCGCACCCCGGACUACUUCCUGUAAAGAGAGUACAGAGCUGUACAGUAUUGCCAUGAACCAUAUGUCGACCUAAAGAAAACGGGAAGAGCAACAGUAACUCCAAAGUGUCAGAAAAUAUGUAACAUUCAAACUUGUUUUCACAUGGACCAAAAGACGUGCCAUAUUCAAAUACAAAGCCUCUUGUCGUCAACAACUGUGACCACUUUAGAAUGAACCAGUCCAUUGCAUGCUGAAGCAACAUUGUUGGUCGAGAAACCAGUUUCUGGCAUAGCGCUAUUUGUAGUUACUUUUGCUUUCUCUGAGAGACUGCAAAUAAUAAGAUGUAGACAUUAACACCUCGUGAAUACAUUUAACUUUCCAUUUAGCUAUAGCUUUAUUCAGCAUGACUGUAGAUAAGGAUAGCAGCAAACAAUCAUUGAAGCUUAAAGAACAUUUUUAAAAUAAGUACCAAGGCUUCAUAUUUGUUCUGAAACUGUUUGUUUUAUUUUCAGGGAAUACUGUUUAAUUUAAUUGUAUUGAUUUUUUUUUUUUGUCUGCACUCAGUUCCCUUUUCCACUCUCUGCCCAACCAUUUUGUCCCUUGUAAUGUCUGAGCAUAGUGAGUUACUUUGAACAGAACUGUUUUUUUCUGUAAAACAAUGUUACUGCAGGACAGAGCUGCAGUGUUUUUCAUAAUAAACUUGUGAACUAAG